Drosophila subpulchrella is the source of this 384-nucleotide messenger RNA. RefSeq lists its product as uncharacterized. NCBI's taxonomy places the organism in Eukaryota, Metazoa, Arthropoda, Insecta, Diptera, Drosophilidae. The transcript has 2 exons. The record is from RefSeq and is a predicted model, not a curated record. The coding region runs from base 23 to 313 and encodes 96 amino acids.
UUUCAAAUCGGACCACAGAGAAAUGAAUAUCCACUGGCUUACGUUCUUGGUUGUGGCAUUUUCUGCUGUUGAAUUACCUAAAGUUGAAGCCUGGGUUCAGUCCGCAAUAACCCAAUGUGCCGCUUGUCCAGAUCAAUUCAAGGGCAAGUUGAUCUGCGCCUUCCUCAACGGCUGCCACUUGGAGUUGGAAUUCUGUGCCAUGAUGACCUUCAAUUGUGGCCGUCAAAUGCAUCAUAAACACUUGAUCCUGGUGAAAAACGAGGGCAAGUGCGAUCCAGUUCGGGGAUACAAAUGCGAGUUCAUGGAUUUCUAAGAUCUGGCGGAUGCUAUCCGCAUUUAUUGAUUGAUGCAAUGAUUACAUUUUAAGGUGCUUAAUCUGAGUGA